CUGGGAUUUUCAGUUUCGCUAUCAGCGCACGAAACCGACUAUCUCAGAAAAUGAAAAUCUCGUAACACCGAUCGGUUCUUCGCCGAAUCUCAAAAAGCGUCAUAUUUCGAGUGCAUCGCCGUUUCAAGCCGAACCCGUUCAAAGGUUAAUAAUUGUCUUGAGGAGGAGCACGUCCACGCAGACAAAACUGAAAAAGCGUUAUCGUUGUUGAACCGCACUCGUUUGACAUGGCGGAGAGGACUUCCUCAUCUGCAGAUGAUCCAGUGAUCCGGAUUCUUCUGGUGGGCAGGAAGGGUUCUGGGAAAAGCUCAUCUGGAAACACGUUACUGGGAAAAAAGUUCAAAGUUCACAAACACAAGACGAAACAUGAAACGAAAAUUUGUGAUGGUAAAACACAAAUCUGUGGGAAGCAGGUUGCCGUGAUCGAUUGUCCGGAUUUACUGGAUCAAGAUUUGAGUGAUCAGAAGCUGAAGAAACUGAAAGAGAAGCUGGUCUCUCGAUGUUCAGCGGGUCUCAGCGCCGUCCUGCUCACCGUUCCUCUGGAGGAAACUGUGGAAAACGAGGAAGAGAUCCUGCAUUUUAUCAAAGGUUUAUUUGGUCCUAAAGUUCAGAAGUACAUAAUGGUUCUGUUUACACGAGGAGAUGAACUGGAGGAGCUGGAAGAACCACAAAGCAUUGAGCAAUAUCUGGACAGUGAAGAACAUAAGGAUCUCCAGCGACUGGUGACUGAAUGCGGAGGAAAGUUUCACUGUUUAGAUAACAAGAGAAAAUCAGACAGUCAGAUACGAGAGCUGCUGCAGAAGAUUGACAACAUGACGGUGGAGAACGGAGGGAAGUUUAUCAUGGAGGAAAUGAAAAGGAGGGACAGCAAGGAGAUUCGUGUAAAUUUUUCAGACGUGUCUCCAGCUGAUGAUCCAAGUCAGAUUCAAGCCAUUCCUGAUAGGAAAGACCAGAUCAGGCUGGUUCUGCUGGGAAAAACUGGAGCUGGGAAAAGUGCCACUGGAAACACCAUCAUCGGCAAAAAAGUGUUUGAAUCGUCCAUCAGCUCAGACUCUCAAACAAAACAGUGUCACUUAGAAACCAAUGAGAGGAUGGGUAAAAACAUCUCGGUGGUCGACACUCCUGGACUUUAUGAUACCGCAAACACUGAGGAUGAGGUUGAAAAGGAAAUAGGGAAAUGCAUAACAUAUGCUUCUCCAGGACCACACGCUUUUAUUAUUGUGAUUAGACUGGGUCGCUUCACCGAAGAGGAGAAAAAUACAGUACAGGAGCUGAAGGAACUGUUUGGAGAACAGAUAGAAAAAUACACCAUGAUCCUCUUCACUCACAAAAAUCAGUUAGAGAAGGAAAAUAAAACCAUCGAAGAGUUUCUACAGCUGGGUAAUUCUGAUCUGCAAGCCCUCGUACGCAGCUGUGGAAACCGGUUCUUCUGUCUGGACAACGAGUCUGCUGGAUAUCCACAAAUCAAAGAUCUGAUCGGUAAAAUAGAGUUGAUGGUGGAGGAAAACGGCGGGGCGUACUUCACCAACAGCAUGUUUGAAGACACUCAGAAACACAUUCAGGAGAUCUUGAACAAGAAGCUUGACAAAACGCGAAAGCAGUUUAAGAAGGAACACAAACAAGUCUCUCAAACGGAGUGGGAGAAGAUAUACUGGAGUUUAGUAGAGGAAUCGAGACACGAAGCUGCGGAGUCGUUAACGGACUCGUUGAUUGCUGCUUUAGCCAGAGCUCUGAAGAAAGUAGUGGUGACGCGCGAGGAGAAAGAGAGUGCCAUAAAGCAGGCUGAGAGCAAAGGAAUCAGUCAUACAGAGGCUGUCCGGCUCGCAGCCAGAGCCACAGGGACACUAGCCAAGCAGAAGUUGUGUGGGAUUCAGUGAGGAGACUGAUUUAUUCAAUUCGCUUCAAGUUGGUUUUCAUAGGGCUUCAAAGAACAUUACAGAAAACACUUUCCUCUCAGCUCAACCAGAGGUCCUGAGCUAAACUAGAUAAAUCUCUAGUUUUGAUAUUAUUUUUUUGUAUUUGAUUUUACAAAAAAGUGCCUGUUGACUGUCAAUGUUUUUUUUUCUUUUGAUCUGUAAUGCAUUAGAGUACACUGAAGGCUGAUCCAGACCGUGAUAAAACGCCUCAUUUAAGCACACCUCCACAGGUCACAGUGUGG
Puntigrus tetrazona (Sumatra barb) is the source of this 2158-nucleotide messenger RNA. RefSeq names its product immune-associated nucleotide-binding protein 8-like. The record is from RefSeq and is a predicted model, not a curated record. Gene Ontology annotation, molecular function: GTP binding. Lineage: Eukaryota; Metazoa; Chordata; Actinopteri; Cypriniformes; Cyprinidae.